Aspergillus uvarum CBS 121591 is the source of this 1011-nucleotide messenger RNA. RefSeq lists its product as uncharacterized. Gene Ontology annotation, cellular component: Golgi apparatus. NCBI's taxonomy places the organism in Eukaryota, Fungi, Ascomycota, Eurotiomycetes, Eurotiales, Aspergillaceae. The transcript has 4 exons. The record is from RefSeq and is a predicted model, not a curated record. The coding region runs from base 1 to 1011 and encodes 336 amino acids.
AUGUACCGCCCCAAUUCUCUGUGGACGUGGUCCUUCUGCAUUGUCACCCUUGUCCAAACGAUCAUUACCCUCGCCCUGGAGUGUUAUAUUUUCGUCAAUUUCCAGGUUCAGUUGCUCCCAUCGGCUGUCACGACGACUGCCUCAAAACCUAUUCCAACCUUCCUGGCCCUCUAUAGCUUCGGGUUCAUCUAUGAGCUGAUUCUCGUUUACGAUGCGCUACGUCUUAAGAACACUAUUCAGGUUAUUGGACUGUGUAUGUGCAAUAUCGGCUUGUUGAUUUACGGGGCCGUGCAGGUGCAACAAAUCCGCGAUGCUGUACAGAUUCUAUGGGACAAUGGUGCUAUUGCGGAAAAUGUCUGGGGAGAAACGGAGCCAUUCCUUAUCAUCAUCCCAUGCGUUGUGGCUAUGGGCUCAAUCUUGAUGAUAAUUGUUGCUUGGAAACUAUACGACGAGUUCGCGUGGUCGAUCUACAAACAUAUCAGCGCCGAUCUGCGAAUGAAGCGCCGGUAUCUGACUUAUCAGAUCUAUAUUUCCCUUCUGAAAUUCGACUUCUUCUUCUUCCUGGGUUUCACCGUUCAAUUCGUCGUUAUCGUCACAAAUAGAAGCGACAUUGAAUUCGCCCUUACCCUAGCUGCCAUUCCCGUGACGAUCAUAAUUCUUAUCUGCGCGGCCUUUUUCGUGCGGCGGGAAAGCUCGAUUGGCAUGAUUGUCGUCAUUCUCCUUUACUUCGCAGCCAUGGCGUAUUUCUUGUUCAAGCUAGUCCGGAUGUACCAGCCUGGUACCUAUGACCUAUACCUGACUGCUCGUCGCUCUUUGACAUUCUUCGCCGUCAUUACCCUUGUGCUCAUCGUCAUCACCAUUAUCAACGCCUGUGUGUGUAUGCACAACUUCCACAAGGGCCUGAAGCAACAUGUACACAAGAAGAAGACGCAGAACAAAGAGGGCAAAACGACGGAGCUGUCCUCCAAUAUCUCUUCUGGCCAGGUGCCUACUCGAAUGAUGAUCGAUUGA